Coregonus clupeaformis (lake whitefish) is the source of this 1646-nucleotide messenger RNA. RefSeq names its product cAMP-dependent protein kinase type II-beta regulatory subunit. Gene Ontology annotation, molecular function: cAMP-dependent protein kinase regulator activity. Gene Ontology annotation, biological process: regulation of protein phosphorylation. The record is from RefSeq and is a predicted model, not a curated record. The transcript is spliced from 11 exons. The coding region runs from base 189 to 1406 and encodes 405 amino acids. Gene Ontology annotation, cellular component: cAMP-dependent protein kinase complex. NCBI's taxonomy places the organism in Eukaryota, Metazoa, Chordata, Actinopteri, Salmoniformes, Salmonidae.
GUCCAAAAAUUCAGAGCCAUUUUCAUUCAGCACAUUGAAAGGAUUCUCUGCAUUGCAUGGGGAUUAUAAAACAUUCCCGGGGCAAUUAAGCGCAUAUCACAGUAUUUGAAUUGAAUAGAAUUCUUUCGUUUUUUGGAAGCACAAAGAUAUACAUUUUAUUCGUAUUUCUCAUAGAUUUGACAUCAGGAAUGAGUAUAGAAAUUCCUGAAGGAUUGACGGAGCUGUUGCAGAGCUUUACCGUGGAAGUGCUGAGGAAUCAGCCGGGAGAUUUGCUCGAGUUCGCUUUGCAGUAUUUCACCCAACUGAAGGACAGUGAAACCAGAGGAGCCGCGUUUGGCAAUGACCAAAAUUCGGCCACGAGACUCAGUGGGAAAGCGGUCAAUUUCAUCGAGGAAGCCAUGCAGAUUGAUUCUGAAAAUGGAGAGGAGGAGAGUGACGACGAGGAAUUCAUAGCUCCUGUGAUGAGUCGAUUCAUUAGAAGAGCUUCAGUGUGUGCCGAGGCAUUCAACCCUGAUGAAGACGAGGAGGACAAAGAGCAGAAGGUCACCCACCCUAAAACAGAUGAGCAGAGGCAGAGACUACAGGAGGCCUGCAGAGAUAUCCUCCUGUUUAAAAACCUGGACCCGGAACAAUUUUCCCAAGUACUUGAUGCCAUGUUUGAGAAGUUCUUUGAGGUAGGAGAGCACAUCAUAGAUCAAGAUGAUGAUGGGGAUAACUUCUACGUCAUUGAAAGAGGGAUAUUUGACAUCUGCAUGAGGGUUGAUGGCGUAGAGAAGACUGUGGGAGCCUAUGAUAACCGGGGGAGCUUUGGGGAGCUGGCCCUGAUGUACAACACCCCCAGGGCUGCUACCAUCAUCGCCACAUCGCCCGGCGCUCUCUGGUGCCUGGAUCGUCUGACAUUCAGGAGGAUCAUUGUAAAGAACAACGCGUUGAAGAGGAGACUUUAUGAGGAGUUCAUUGAAUCACUUCCAUUCCUUACAUCAUUAGAGCUUUCAGAGAGAAUGAAAGUAGUGGACGUGCUGUCUUCUAAAGCUUUCAGCGAUGAAGAACAGAUCAUCACUCAGGGUGAUCAAGCAGAUUGUUUUUAUAUAGUUGAAUCUGGUCAAGUUAGAAUCACAAUGAAGAGAAGCAGGACGAAAAAAGACAGAGAGGAUGAGGAGGUGGAUAUAGCCACGUGCUCUAGAGGGCAGUACUUUGGAGAACUGGCUCUGGUCACGAACAAACCCAGAGCUGCUUCAGCUUAUGCUGUGGGAAGUGUUAAAUGUUUAGUUAUGGACGUCCAGGCGUUUGAGAGGUUGCUGGGCCCCUGCAUGGACAUCAUGAAGAGAAACAUUGCAAAUUACGAACAGCAGCUGGUCACGUUGUUUGGAAAUAGCACCACUGACAUUGAGGAGAAAACCCAAUGAAAACCAGAAAGGGAAAAAAGACUAAGUGAGAUGCACUAUGAUGAUGAAGAUGUGAGAAACCAGGGUAACACUUUACUUGACACCCAGCAUCAUAACACGUUAUGACACGGUCAUAACCAUGUCAUAAUAUGUCAUAAAAGCUGACAUAACAUGUCAUAACACUGUCUUGACCCAUAUAUUUACACCUGUUGUGACAUAUAUUGCGUUAUUUUAUGGCUGGUUAUGAUACCUGUUUUUUCC